AGCAGUUCAGACUCUCACUGAAAAUACACUAUCCUUGCUGCCCUUGGAAUGCGCAGUCUACUUACGUGCCUUUUUGUACUGUUCAAUCAAGUGGGGCUCAGUCAACCACAGGAUUGUGGCGAUACUGGUCUCAAGGACCCAGCAGCAGUCUUAAAAUUGCAUAAUGAAGUACGACAAGGGGUUGCUCAACGUCAAUUUGCACAUAGUGAUGGAGCAAUUACAUACAGCAAAAUAGGGUCCAAGAAUAUGUUUGCUUUGGACUAUGAUUGUGCGCUACAGGGAAUUGCAUAUGCGUCUGUUGUGAACUGUAGAUGCGACAAAACUUUUGUGGACGCUUACGAUUACUCCAUCAGUUGCGAAAAGACGAUCUUAGGUAGUACCAAAACAACAAAAAUACAGGAAGCGUAUGAAACCACAAUUAAAGAAUGGCGUGACGAUGCCAAAAAUGAUAUACCACUACCACUUAGCGCUGCUACGUACAAAAAUGUUCCCGCAACCUUUGCAAAUAGCAUUUCAGAUGAUUUAAAGUCGCUGAGGAUGGGGUGUGCCCAUCGGUUAUGUGAUAAACGAGUGCUUAUCGCAUGCGUGUACAGCAGGAAACCGCAAGGUGAGCAGCCUUUGUACAUUGAAGCUAGUACAAAAACUGGAUGUACUGCGAAAAAGUGCAAGGAGUUGGUACCAGAAGCUAAAUGCGAUAGUUCUUGUGGACUAUGUGUAACAGACAAACAUGUUGCUAAUGUUGCAAUUUAGCACUGUUGUGUUAGAGGCUAAGUACAAC
Molecule: messenger RNA, 778 nt
Organism: Cylicocyclus nassatus
Lineage: Eukaryota; Metazoa; Nematoda; Chromadorea; Rhabditida; Strongylidae
Source: the annotation of a GenBank genome assembly